AUGCAAAAGACUAAGGUGGAUCAACAACUUGGCAAGUUUAUGUCCAUGUUAAAAAAUCUCGAGGUAACUAUUUCCUUCACUGAUUUAAUCUCUCAACUUCCUAUGUAUGCAAAGUUCUUGAAGGAUAUGAUCACUAGAAAAAAAGACUUUGGUGGUGUUGAGAGAAUCACUUUAACUGAAGAAUGUAGUGCUAUUUUGCAAAACAUAAUACCACCAAAGCUUAAGCAUCCUGGUAGUUUUUCCAUUCCAUGUCAUGUAGGUGCAUUGUUUAUUGAUAAAGCUCUAUGUGAUUUAGGUGCACGGGUGUCUGUUAUGCCUCUUUCUAUCUGUAAUAGGUUGAAUAUGGGAGCUUUGAAAUGCACACAAAUCAACUUGCAAAUGGCAAAUAGUUCUCUAAAAUAUCAUUUGGGUGUUUUGGAGGAUAUAUCUGUCAGGAUUGGGAAAUUCUACAUUCCUGUUGAUUUUGUAGUACUAGUUAUGGAGGACGAUAGUCAAAUUCCCAUUAUUUUGUGUAAAGCUUCCUUAUGUACUGCUGGUACUAUUAUUGAUCUUAAGUCUGGUUCUCUUACUUUCAAUGUUGGCAAUGAUACUGUGAAUUUUAAGCUAACCAAUGCUAUAAAGUCUCCUAUGCUUGAGAACACUUGUUGCAGGAUCGAUGUCAUAAAGGAGAUUGCUCGAGCUGAUGCUCCUCGAGCCUUGUUAGAUCAUCCAUUAGAGACUACUGUUGUGGCAUUGAUCUUGAUUUUGACUUGGUAUUCCUUAAUAUUUGAUAGUGCAUACAUUUUAAGAUGA
Molecule: messenger RNA, 792 nt
Organism: Beta vulgaris subsp. vulgaris (sugar beet)
Lineage: Eukaryota; Viridiplantae; Streptophyta; Magnoliopsida; Caryophyllales; Amaranthaceae
Exons: 1
Coding region: 1-792 (263 amino acids)
Source: RefSeq, a predicted model, not a curated record